Molecule: messenger RNA, 3204 nt
Organism: Ruditapes philippinarum (Manila clam)
Lineage: Eukaryota; Metazoa; Mollusca; Bivalvia; Venerida; Veneridae
Product: CTP synthase 2-like
Exons: 16
Coding region: 166-1992 (608 amino acids)
Biological process (GO): pyrimidine nucleobase biosynthetic process; CTP biosynthetic process
Cellular component (GO): cytoophidium; cytoplasm
Molecular function (GO): CTP synthase activity; identical protein binding
Source: RefSeq, a predicted model, not a curated record
CAAUCCAUCUUCUGUAGGGCGGAGCCGUACUUGAAAUACGGAAUUUAUCAAACCGAAACUAACGACCGGAAUAGAACGGAAUUUAAACAGGUUGAGAAGAAGAAAAAAAUCUGCGGGAAAGAGUAAGAUCUAUCAAUCCUGGCUGGGUUUCUUAGAUACAUAGCGAUGAAGUAUAUCCUGGUAACUGGAGGAGUUAUCAGUGGUAUUGGCAAGGGUGUGAUUGCCAGUAGUCUUGGUACCAUUUUGAAAUCCUCUGGUGUUAGGGUUACUUCCAUCAAGAUAGAUCCUUAUAUCAACAUUGAUGCUGGAACCUUUUCUCCUUAUGAACAUGGUGAAGUGUUUGUACUGAAUGAUGGUGGGGAAGUUGAUCUUGACCUUGGUAACUAUGAGCGAUUCUUAGACAUCACACUUCACCGUGACAACAACAUAACCACAGGGAAAAUAUACCAGCAUGUAAUCAAUAAAGAGAGAAGGGGAGACUACCUUGGUAAAACUGUACAAGUUGUUCCACACAUCACAGAUGCUAUACAAGAGUGGGUUGAACGUGUAGCAAAAAUUCCUGUGGAUGGCGACAAUAAAACACCCGAUGUCUGUAUUAUAGAGUUAGGUGGAACUAUUGGAGAUAUUGAAGGGAUGCCUUUUGUUGAAGCAUUUAGACAGUUUCAGUUCCGAGUGAAGAGAGAUAAUUUCUGCUGUGUACAUGUUAGUCUUGUACCACAGCCUAAAGCAACAGGUGAACAGAAAACAAAGCCCACUCAGUCUAGUAUACGUGAAUUACGAGGUCUAGGUUUAUCUCCUGAUCUGAUUGUAUGUAGAAGUAGUAAGCCUAUAGAUGCAGCUAUAAAGGAAAAAGUUUCCCUGUUUUGUCAUGUUGAACCACAACAGGUAUUAAGUAUCCAUGAUUUGUCAUCUAUAUAUCGAGUACCUAUACUGAUGGAAGAGCAAGGUGUGUCUCAAUACAUAAUGGACCGCCUUAAACUCCACCCACAUAUGUCCAGACCUAAACGGUUUAUGGCGAGUUGGAAAGAACUAGCAGAUAGGUAUGACCGGUUACUAAGGGAGGUAACUAUAGUCUUAGUUGGUAAAUAUACAAAAUUAGAAGAUGCAUAUGCCUCUGUGAUCAAAGCUUUACAGCAUUCAGCUCUUGCUGCCAGUCAUAGACUUAAUCUAAAGUAUAUUGAGGCUGCAGAUUUAGAGAUGGAAACAAUGUCAGAUGAUCCAUGUAAAUAUCACGAGGCAUGGCACCAACUUGUUAGUGCUGAUGGUAUUUUGGUGCCAGGUGGGUUUGGUGUACGUGGAACAGAAGGAAAAGUAUUAGCUGUAAAUUGGGCACGUAAAAAGAAAGUACCAUUCCUAGGUAUAUGUUUAGGUUUGCAGUGUGCAGUGAUAGAGUUUGCAAGAAAUGAACUUGGAAUGAAAGAUGCUAACUCAACAGAAAAUGAUCCAGAUACAAAAAAUCCUGUGGUGAUAGAUAUGCCUGAACAUAACACAGGACAGAUGGGAGGAACUAUGAGACUUGGUCUGAGAAAAACACUGUUUAAGACAGAUUCUUCCUUAAUGAAGAAGUUAUAUGGCAAUACAGAUUUUGUAGAAGAAAGACAUAGACACAGAUAUGAGGUAAAUCCAGCAUUAGUAGAGAAGUUUGAAGAGAAAGGUAUGAUGUUUGUUGGACGAAGUGAAGAUGGCGAGAGGAUGGAGAUAAUGGAGCUUAAAGGUCACCCAUACUUUGUUGGUGUCCAGUAUCAUCCAGAGUACAUCUCACGUCCAAUGAAACCUUCCCCACCAUACUUUGGGUUUGUUUUAGCGUCUUGUGGGAAAUUACAAGGUUUAGUGAAUAGAGGAUUUAGAAAAUCUCCGCACAUGUCGUACAGUGAGAGUGAUUGUUCCGAUGAAGAACUAUGUAAAUUUGUAGACAAAGUUAAUAUAAACAGUGACACAAGUGUGAAAGUUGCUGCAGCCACUUGUCUGGAUGUAAAAGGAAAAAGUGAUUAAUGAAGAACAAGUUUAGAGUUCUGUGAAUAGUAUUUAUGAAUAUUGUUUUUGGUAGGAUUUAUCUGUCAUAUGAUUGUUUGAAAUCUUUGUGAUUUUCACGAUUUUCAUUGUGCCAUGGUGUGAUAAACUACACAAGGCAGAAUUUUUUUUAUCAAAACAGCAAGUUUAGAUAAUGUGAACGGCCAAUGGAAUAUUGUCUCAUAAUGCAAAAUGCAUUGGUUUUAAAAACGUUGUUAUAGUAUUUCUUAAAACAAUUUUUCAAAAGAUUAAUGUCGGAAAUGCGCUGUUGUUUAUUUAGUAUGAAAUGUUUCAUCUUUUUGUGCUCAUUUUUCAAUAUCAAAUUUUCAUUCAUUAUUUGAAUAAAGAUUUUUUUAACAAAAACAUAAAAUCUUUGGACACUUUGUACUGCCUGUUAUGUAUUUCAUUUAGGAACAUCGUUUUGUAUAUUGUUAUUUAUAUUUUAAUAAGACUAAAUAAGGAAUAAACUGUGUACAUGUAAAUCAGUAUAUAUGGUUAAAAAAAUGGGCAUUCUACUAAAUAAACUAUAACUUUAUACCUUGAAAUAAUAACCCUUUUUUUUUCCACUUUUUUAUGAAAAAUGCACAAAACUGCCAAAAUUUAAUAAAUAAAAUUGCACGACUGCCAACCUUUGUAUAUAUAUGGUUUUAGUGAAAUUAAAUUCGUGAUUUUUUGUUAGUAUUGAUAAUAUUAUAAGUUUUCUAUUUCUUACAUUUUGCUUUAUAUCAUUGUUCUUCCUAUAAUAUGGGCAUUACAUUCAAUAUAUUUAUGAGCCGCGUCAUGACAAAACCAACAUAAUGGGUUUGCAACCAGCACGGAUCCAGGCCAGCCUGCGCAUCCCAGCAGUCUGAUCAGAAUCCAUGCUGUUCGCUAUCAUUUUCUCUACUUGAAACAGGGUUUGUAAGCAAACAGCAUGUAUCCUGAUCAGACUGUUGGGAUGCGCAGGCUGGUCUGGAUCCAUGCUGGUCGCAAACGCACUAUGUUGGUUUUGUCGUGACACGGCUCAUAUGUUGAUUGUAUUCAGCUGAGCAUUUAUUAAAUAUAUGCAACCUGUAUUGGUUAGGUAAAUACGAUAAAAAAUAUAGGAACAAAACAAAAAUGUGCACCUCAAAACAUGAGCUGCUUUGUGUAGUAUAAUGUAAUGUUUUGUGAUAAAUAGUGUUUAUAUUGAUCUGUAUAAAUACCUUUCAAGUA